GUCUUCUUCAAGAUGGAUCCACAAAUAGAACAUGCAUUAAUCAACAAAUAUCUCGAAUUCAAAAGCACUAGCUUGAAAAUUGGACUUGAAGAAGCACUGGUUCAGUACAAAACAGUUGGACAAUACGAUUGGAAAUUGUAAUCGAGUUGAUCUUUUCGAGCAUGUUUACUGAUCUCAUGUUAGUGAAGUCUUGUGUGAACUUGAAUUUAUCCAGUCUCAAGUCAACCAUGAACCUACUGAUCAUGCUAAUAAAAAGAUUCGUUCCCUUAUUCGAUUAUUGGGGAACGAAGCAUUUGUUAAGGAGCAUGGUGUUUUACUGGCAGAAGUCAUUCAACUCUAUGAUCAGAUCGAAUUUGAGCAGGGCAAUACAAUGGCAUUAAAGCACAUAUCAGAAGGUCUUGUUCAUUUAUCUACUCGGUGCGACAUAAUCAAACUCUUAGUAGCAGAGAAUGAACCCAUGUAUUGCAACGUGAUAGAGCAAUUAAUGCAUUGUGUUCAUAGAAUGGAUACAAGAUAUUCUAUGCAAAUUAGUGAAAUGAUCUAUAAAGCAAUUGAAAAAUACCCUCAAGAUGCACCUAUGGUUCGAUUCAAAUUAGUGGAAAUGCAGAUAUUGCCUGAUCUUGUCACUCGACUCACUGCCACUUACUGUAAAGACACGGUUGAGUUUUUAAAUGGUGUCUUUACAGGCAAAUCGACUUGGUUUUUAGCUCAAUCUCCCAACAGUGGACAAUACUUUAUGAAGAUGAAACAGCGCAUCAUUCAAGAAAUGGAUACUUACGCUUUGCAUGAAAAAGAUAUCGUUGGUUUGUCUAGUCAUAUUCGAGCAUUGGCUGGUAUUAUUGGAUUUUUUGGUAUCAAGCUUGUAGAUUCAGAAAUUAGCUUAUGCCUUAAACUACUUAGUCAAACACAAGUAGAGAGAAUUGUGUGUCUAUUGCUUGUGUUGGUCUUGUUGUCUGCAGAUCAAUUUCUUCGAAAACAGACUGAACUUGCCAAAGUGUUGAAUGGACUAUUACAGUCUGGUAUAUCAGAACUACCUUUGUUGAUCUUGGUUUAUUUUCAAACAGAUGCUAUUUCACAGAUAGAAGAUAGUGUUCGAACUGUCUUAACCAUGAAAGUGCCUAUACCAAGAUUGGGUUUGUUUGAAAUACAAAAGCUUUUUAGAUCGCUUAAAACAACACCAACUACUGUUCAUACACUAUAGAAUAUACAUGUAUAUUUCAGAGAGAUAAGCAAUUCUUUUUUUCAUCUUUUUGCAUUUUUUAUGGGUAUCAAUUAGUCCAAAAUACUGAUAUUCUUUAGAAUAUUGAGUUAUAUCUUUUAUACAUAUAAUUACAAUGUAUAAUGAACUUUGAAGUCGACAUUUUUGUCUUAGAGAAUUCGUUUUGUUUCUAUCAGAAGUAUCUAGAGAUGAUCUCACCUCAUUUCAGUUGAAUCAGACCUACAUUGAGUCAUUUUAAAAAUUCUCGAUGAACUUUUUUUUUUCAUCUUCGCGAGCUCUCGUGGCUCCCGCAUAGGUUCAAAAUAACGUGUUUUAAAUAAAAAAGAGGUCAUUUUAGUAGUCUAGCUG
Gilbertella persicaria is the source of this 1567-nucleotide messenger RNA. RefSeq lists its product as uncharacterized. Lineage: Eukaryota; Fungi; Mucoromycota; Mucoromycetes; Mucorales; Choanephoraceae. The record is from RefSeq and is a predicted model, not a curated record. The coding region runs from base 371 to 1201 and encodes 276 amino acids. The transcript is spliced from 7 exons. Gene Ontology annotation, biological process: snRNA 3'-end processing. Gene Ontology annotation, cellular component: integrator complex.